CCUUGAAUUGCAUAUAUACCAAAUUCUAAAGAGGAGCUAGCUUUCAGACUGUGGUGUAGAAUCAAUACAGUUCUACACCAGAUACCAAAAGAAAGCAUCAAAAUUUUGUCAUUGGUGUAAGUUCACACAGUUUCAAUUCUUAGAAAAGUAUAACCUACAAGAAUUCUAACCUUUCUACUCUUAAGAAUAUGUUAUUUUCUUCUUCCGUGCUUAACCAGAGAUCAAAGAAAAGCUAGUUCAACAAUAGGAUAUUGUGCCUUCUACCUUGUAUAUAUAAAGCUAUCUCAUAACAGCUGUUUUUUCAUAAUUUACAAAGGAAGCUAGCGUUUCUGCGCAGGUAUUGGUUUGCAGUUGAGAUAAAUACCCAAAAGAAAUGAACUUGAGAGCUAGUCGUUGACAGAUCCAACAUCAACUUCUCUGAUUCGCAAGAAAUUGACUGUAUAGGCUUUGUUCAUCAGUGGCCUUCUCUUUUUCCCACUACUUGUGAUACUUCAGGAAGAAACUUUUGAGGCAAAGCCGGUCUGAAAAUUAGGUAAAGAUAUAUAUGAGAUAUCUGCUAGUUCAGCUGCAUGUGCACCAAUAAUGAGAGACAUAAGAUGAUAUCAAGUUCAAAAGAUCAAGCGGAUUCUUCCACAAAACCAGAAGAAAAUAAUGCGAGUGAUGGCAAGAUGAUUAAGGCUUCAUCUAGUACAACUUCAUCACCAUGGUUAAGGUUGAAGGAUCCGAGAAUUGUGCGCGUCUCGCGUGCUUUUGGUGGUAAAGACAGACAUAGCAAAGUUUGUACCAUAAGAGGAUUGAGAGAUAGGCGAGUGAGGCUUUCUGUACCCACUGCUAUUCAGUUGUACGAUCUUCAAGAUAGACUUGGACUUAAUCAGCCAAGCAAAGUUGUUGACUGGUUGCUUAACGCGGCGAAGCACGAAAUUGAUGAACUCCCUCCUCUUCCAGUUCAACCAGGGAGUUUGGGUCUAACCCAUCAGCAAGAUAUGUCUUCUCAUGAAGUUGGUACUUCUCAACCUAACAGAGAAGGGUUUAGGAUCAACAGCAGUAUCAAUUGGGAAGAUGGAGAUGAAGGGUUACCCAGAUCAAAUACUAUUUGGGGUUCUAAUGCCCUUUGGAGGGCUAAGUCCAAAGAAACUGCAAGGGAAGCAGCAAUAAAUGAGAAAGAAAAUUGGACAAAAGGAAGUCAUGAAGAGAAGCAAGGUGUUAAUGAAGGGCAAGGAGCAGAAGUUUCAUCAAUCAAUUUCCUACCUAGACCCAACAAUUCUUCCUUACCAGGUUUGUUGAAUAAUGUUGUGCCUUAUGGUUCGUAUUAUCAUUUGGAACCUUCAAAUUUUCCUUUGUCUCAUCAAUUAGGAAGUCAUCAUGGAUUUACAUCCCAAACAGAAGAUCUUCACAACUUCAAUGUUGUACCAUUGCCAUCCACAUUGUCUCUAUCAUCCGUCUCUCAGAUUUUGGUAUGUCCACCACCUGGAACAACACAACCACUAUUCCCUUCACAUGUUGAGAUUGAUCCGCGACAAAUCAACCAGUUUCAAAUGUUGAACUCCAGUAGUUCACACAACCUCUUUUCCAAUUCUCCUUCCCCACCUUUACAAUCCAUAAACCAGUCCAUGAGACCCUUCCAUUUUAGUAUGACUCCUAUGGUUCUUCCUUCUCACAGCAACAGCAGUAGCCAGUCGGAAAAGGACCAAGAGUUUCCUUCUAAAUAAUUAACAUGAAAGCAGUACAGGAAUCGAAGGAAAAGGAAAUAAAUCCCUCCUUUCAAGAAACAAACAUGGUUCAAAGUUUUUUAUUAAGAGAGGAAUAGGUACUGAUCUUUAAAUGAGCUUAUUACAAGUUGACUUGUCCCACUUCUCGGAAGAGAUCAUAAAUAUAUAUAUAUAUAUAUAUAUGCAGACAGUCCCUUAUGUUAUAUAUAUUGGAGAUUACAACUAUAAUUUUAUGUUUGAUUCUAUUAAUUGAUUUAUCAGGUGACUGAAAAUCAAAUCUACAUUUCGUUUCAUAUUUGAAUGUCAGAAGAAACAAGAAAUAGAACAUAUGCUGUAUGAAUAGUUUGAUUAUACUAGUGUGACAACAGCAUUUAUACAUAUUAAUUGUUCACAA
This is a messenger RNA of Pistacia vera, 2103 nucleotides long. Its product is annotated as transcription factor TCP13-like. Gene Ontology annotation, molecular function: sequence-specific DNA binding; DNA-binding transcription factor activity. Gene Ontology annotation, cellular component: nucleus. The record is from RefSeq and is a predicted model, not a curated record. Lineage: Eukaryota; Viridiplantae; Streptophyta; Magnoliopsida; Sapindales; Anacardiaceae. The transcript is spliced from 2 exons. Bases 570 to 1709 code for a protein of 379 amino acids.